AUGGCGACGCGUCGCUAUCGUGUCGUCAAGGCGGACAAUGUUGAAGACCUUGAAGCUGAAUUGGAGCAUGCCAUUGCGUUGAUGAUUCGAGUCAAGAAUCGCCUUGAAUGGAUCAAUGGGCCAGUGAAAAUGUCCAAGAAAACUAUCAACUCUUCUAUCAACAACGUCCUGUCAAUGAAAAUCAAAAGCUUCUAUCAUAUUAACUACAAUCUUAAUCUUCCGGAAGAUGAGAUUCUUCUCGAAGCAAGUAGACAACCGGUGCCAAGAUGUCUGGCCUAUUUGGCUUAUCCGGAUAUCGAAAGUCCAAGUACCAGUUCGGGUAAUCUGCUGCUUCCACCCGGCACAAUAUCAAGCAACAGCCAUUCCAAUCGCAGCUCGAAAAAUCAAAACACGGGCAACAAGAGCCCAAAUGAGAACGCCGGCAUGAGAAAUCGCCGCAAUCUCAAGAAGAGGCUGGCAAUCCAAUAA
This is a messenger RNA of Caenorhabditis bovis, 468 nucleotides long. The record is from the annotation of a GenBank genome assembly. NCBI's taxonomy places the organism in Eukaryota, Metazoa, Nematoda, Chromadorea, Rhabditida, Rhabditidae.